UUUUCCUGCGAGCUCCCUUUUCGCAUGGAUUUUUGUCCCCUUCUGGGUAUUGUGUUAGCGCUGGCUGCCUCCAAGCCUGGAGUUUCUAGGAGGGGCCUCUGUUGUGGAGUGUUUUUGUUUCUAUGGAGAAACGCAAUGAGCUGUUCUGCUCAUGACGGGGAAAUCCGCCUUCAGUUUUCUAUAUGCGUGGAAAGGAGUCCUUGAUACAUGUCUGCCAAGAAACAAAACCAACAAAAGAAAAGAAAUGAGCCGUCAGACUGCUACAGCACUUCCUACGGGUACCUCCAAGUGUACACCAUCCCAGAGGGUACCUGCGUUGACUGGCACCACCGCAUCCAACAAUGACUUGGCUAGCCUCUUCGAGUGUCCUGUGUGCUUUGACUAUGUACUGCCACCCAUUCUGCAGUGCCAAAGUGGCCACCUUGUUUGUAGCAACUGUCGUCCCAAGCUCACGUGCUGUCCAACAUGCCGAGGCCCGUUGGGCUCUAUUCGUAACUUGGCUAUGGAAAAAGUUGCCAACUCUGUACUGUUUCCUUGUAAAUACGCCUCCUCCGGCUGCGAGAUAACUUUGCCCCACACCGAGAAAGCAGACCAUGAAGAGCUUUGUGAAUUUAGGCCUUAUUCAUGUCCGUGCCCCGGUGCUUCUUGUAAGUGGCAAGGAUCUCUGGAUGCUGUCAUGCCCCAUCUCAUGCACCAGCACAAGUCAAUCACAACGCUACAGGGAGAAGAUAUUGUUUUCCUUGCUACAGACAUUAACCUUCCUGGUGCAGUUGACUGGGUUAUGAUGCAGUCGUGUUUUGGCUUUCACUUCAUGUUGGUAUUGGAGAAACAGGAGAAGUACGAUGGCCACCAGCAGUUCUUUGCAAUUGUACAGCUGAUAGGAACGCGGAAGCAAGCCGAAAAUUUUGCUUACCGGCUAGAGCUGAACGGUCAUCGGCGGCGAUUGACUUGGGAAGCGACGCCUCGAUCGAUUCACGAAGGGAUCGCGACGGCCAUCAUGAACAGUGACUGUCUAGUCUUUGAUACCAGCAUUGCGCAGCUGUUUGCAGAGAACGGCAACUUAGGCAUCAAUGUGACGAUUUCGAUGUGCUGAGCCGCCAUCCAGUGUUUUGAGGCCAGUGUCUGGGGGAGGGGGCGCAACCCCCCACCACCAUUGCAUUCAGUUUCAUAGAACUCAAGGUAAAC
This is a messenger RNA of Euleptes europaea (tarantolino), 1185 nucleotides long. RefSeq names its product siah E3 ubiquitin protein ligase 1 (gene SIAH1). Gene Ontology annotation, biological process: proteasome-mediated ubiquitin-dependent protein catabolic process; multicellular organism development. Gene Ontology annotation, cellular component: cytoplasm. The transcript has 2 exons. Lineage: Eukaryota; Metazoa; Chordata; Lepidosauria; Squamata; Sphaerodactylidae. The coding region runs from base 152 to 1093 and encodes 313 amino acids. Gene Ontology annotation, molecular function: ubiquitin protein ligase activity; ubiquitin conjugating enzyme binding; zinc ion binding. The record is from RefSeq and is a predicted model, not a curated record.